AUGUCUACUCGGCAAGCAUCUAGCGAAGUUGACGAACUCCUCAACCUUGAACCCAAGCGCAAAGUGGUUGAUCCCUCCCAAUGGGCAGUUGCGGCACCUUGCAGUAGCGAACAAUUCAAGACCAGAAGGCAGCAGGGCAAGCCCAUUGCUCGAGAAUGGAACCAUUAUCUAAGUUCGGAGUCUAUGAGUCGGACGGGAUCGACCCUUAAAAGCGCCUUUAAACACCUCAAAAACCCCAGUGUGAUCUCCUUGGGAGGGGGGCUCCCUCUGAGUGAUUACUUUCCAUUCGAGAGUCUAUCUUUGACCAUCUCCUCACCCGAGAAACCGAAUCCCAAGAACAGUGAUUCGAAUGGCGCAAAUUCUCCCCUGCACGCUUCAAAGUGCGAUAUCAGCCAAGGCCGUAGCAUUUACGACCUUUCAGUGGCAUUGAAUUAUAGCCAGGGAAGCGGGUCAGCCCAGUUUCUGAGAUGGAUCACAGAGCACACGGAGAUAGUACACGAUCCUCCUUACGCUGAUUGGCAAUGUACAAUGACGGUCGGGAACACAUCAGCCUUGGAUAUGGCUUUGCGCAUGUUUACUCAGCCUGGAGACUGCGUUUUGUCGGAUGAGUACACCUUCGCAACAGCGAUGGAAACGGCAAAACCGAUGGGUGUCAAGUUCGAAGGCGUGAAAAUGGACAAGGAAGGCAUGCGACCGGACAGCCUCUGUCAGAUACUUGAGGGAUGGGAUCGGAACGUGCAUGGAGGUUCCCGGAAACCUUUCUUACUAUACGCAAUCCCCACGGGCCAGAAUCCGACGGGCGCAACACAGAGCCUAGAACGUCGCCGAGACAUUUACCGCAUAGCCCAAGAACACGAUCUCAUCAUUUUGGAAGACGACCCAUACUACUUUCUGCAGAUGAAUCCUUUCUCGGCGGCAGAAACCCGAGACUCAACGAGACUCGGUCCCCAGACACCAGCAGAACUGCUUAAGGUCCUCGUACCGUCGUAUCUUUCCAUCGAUACCGACGGACGGGUGGUUCGCAUGGACUCCUUUAGCAAGGUAGUCAGCCCGGGAAUCCGGUUAGGAUGGCUCACCGCGCCCCAACAGGUGAUCGAGCAAUACAAGAACCACACCGACGUUUCAACUCAAGGUCCCGGUGGCUUGAGUCAGCUGGCGCUGUUCAAACUUCUAGAUGAGCACUGGGGACACGCUGGAUAUUUGGAAUGGCUCACGCACAUUCGCAACGAAUACACAGAUCGGCGAGACUUUAUGAUACGGGCUUGCGAGCGCUAUCUACCGAGUGUAAUUACUAGUUGGGAGCCUGCUCAGGCUGGCAUGUUUCAAUGGCUGGCAGUAGAUUGGACAAAGCACCCCGACGCAAAUAUCAAAUCUGCCCUACAGAUAGAGGAGGAGAUUUGGCUUAAAGCCAUCUCAAAUGGAGCGCUCGUGGCCUGCGGCAGUUGGUUCAGUGCCACAGGAGACUCCACUUGCAAUGAAGUCUUUUAUAGGACAACUUUCGCAGCGGCAUCGUUAGACCAAAUUGAGGAGGCUGUGAUGCGCUUUGGGGAAGCUUUGAAAACAUGUUUCCAUCUGUUGGAUACGGUCGAAUGA
Messenger RNA from Penicillium hordei, 1593 nucleotides. Its product is annotated as aminotransferase-like domain-containing protein. Gene Ontology annotation, biological process: aromatic amino acid catabolic process; L-tyrosine biosynthetic process. Gene Ontology annotation, molecular function: L-2-aminoadipate:2-oxoglutarate transaminase activity; aromatic-amino-acid:2-oxoglutarate transaminase activity; pyridoxal phosphate binding. The transcript has 3 exons. NCBI's taxonomy places the organism in Eukaryota, Fungi, Ascomycota, Eurotiomycetes, Eurotiales, Aspergillaceae. The record is from RefSeq and is a predicted model, not a curated record. Bases 1 to 1593 code for a protein of 530 amino acids.